This is a messenger RNA of Phycomyces blakesleeanus NRRL 1555(-), 639 nucleotides long. RefSeq lists its product as hypothetical. The transcript is spliced from 10 exons. The record is from RefSeq and is a predicted model, not a curated record. Lineage: Eukaryota; Fungi; Mucoromycota; Mucoromycetes; Mucorales; Phycomycetaceae. The annotation marks the transcript as partial.
UGUUCAGCCAUCGAUAUCAGGCGUCAAGGUUGCGAUCUUCCAGCCAAGUGUUCACUCAUCCAGGUCAAUCAACAGGAUUCUGAUCUCCCGUCCAUGUGUUCCGCCAAUCAUGUCAAGCGUCCAGGUUCCCAUCUCCCUGCCAUGGUUAUAGAUUGUUCAGUCAUCCAGGUCAAGCAUCUAGGUUCUGAUCGCCAAUCCAUGGUUAUAGCCAUCCAGGACAAGCAUCAAGGUUCCGAUCUCCCAGCUAUGGCUAUAGUCAUCCAGGUCAAGCAUCUAGGUUCUGAUCGCCAAUCCAUGGUUAAAGGUAUAAAACAACAUUAUGGGCGUAUACUCACUAGUUUUAAUCUAGUUCUAGUCUCCAGCCAUCCAGGUCAAGCAUCAAGGUUCUACUCGCCCGUCCAUGGUGUUUUCCAGAUCAAGCAUCAAGAUUCCGAUCUCCCCGCCAUGGUUAUAGAUUUAAUAUAUCUCCAGUCUCCAGCUAUCCAGAUCAAGCAUCAAGAUUCCGAUCUCCCUGCCAUGGUUAUAGAUUUAAUAUAUCUCCAGUCUCCAGCUAUCCAGGUCAAGCAUCAAGAUUCCCAUCUCCCCGCCAUGGGUAUAGUUCUAGUCUCCGACCAUCCAGGUCGAGCUUCAAGGUGCUGA